UCAAAUAUUAAGUAAAAUUAUCAUUAACGACUUUAUGUUAAAGAGAUAAAGUAUAAUCUUUGCGGAAAAACGUUUAUUCCAUUCGGAAUACACAAGUUUUUACGUAAUAAAACCUGACCUUGAGAAACAUUCGCAUGAUCCCGGGUUUUUCCGUUGUCUAGUGUUGAACCAACAGAGAAACCUCGUAAAAACAAAUAAUGUAUAAAAUACGAAAUGUCACUGGCCGGUUUCUAUGCAGACAAACAUUACAGAGGACUGCACCAGUUUGCUGCAGAUGUUUACACAGAGAACCGAUAGAUCAGUCAUGGAAAGAGAAAGCAAAGAAGGAAAUCAAAGGAAAAGAUCCAGAUGAUGUACUGAUGUGGAAGACUCCGGAGGGCAUCAAUGUUAAGCCAGUUUAUACAAAGAAAGAUACAGAACAUGUGGAGAAAGAACUUCCAGGCCUAUUUCCCUACACAAGGGGACCUUAUAGUACAAUGUACACAUACAGACCUUGGACCAUCAGACAGUAUGCAGGAUUCAGUACUGUUGAAGAAAGUAACAAGUUUUACAGAGACAAUAUAGCAGGAGGACAACAAGGUCUAAGUGUGGCAUUUGAUCUUCCUACACACAGAGGUUAUGACUCUGACAAUCCUCGAGUAGUUGGAGAUGUUGGUAUGGCAGGGGUAGCUAUAGAUUCAGUGGAGGAUACUAAGCUAUUGUUUGAGGGAAUCCCUCUCAAUAAGAUAUCUACAUCCAUGACAAUGAAUGGUGCUGUACUACCUGUUAUGGCAAUGUAUAUUGUGGCUGCUGAAGAACAGGGAGUUAAGCAGUCAGAGUUGGCGGGAACAAUACAGAAUGACAUCCUUAAAGAAUUUAUGGUCAGAAAUACUUAUAUAUUCCCUCCAGAACCAUCAAUGAAAAUCAUUGGAGAUAUCUUUAAAUACACAUCAGAGAACAUGCCAAAGUUCAAUUCCAUAUCUAUAUCGGGAUACCACAUGCAGGAAGCUGGAGCAGACGCGGUAUUAGAAAUGGCCUUUACUAUAGCAGAUGGUUUGCAAUACAUAGAAACAGGUUUAAGCAGAGGUCUUGACAUUGAUAAGUUUGCUCCACGUUUGUCAUUUUUCUGGGGAGUUGGAAUGAACUUUUAUAUGGAAAUUGCAAAAAUGAGGGCUGCAAGAAGACUUUGGGCAAAUCUGUUGAAAGAAAAAUUUAACCCAAAGAAUCCGAAGUCUUUAUUGCUACGAACACACUCACAGACUUCAGGAUGGUCAUUAACAGAACAGGAUCCCUAUAACAAUAUAAUAAGGACAUGUGUAGAAGGCAUGGCUGCAGUGUUUGGUGGAACCCAGUCCUUACAUACUAACUCAUUUGAUGAGGCAUUGGGAUUACCUACUCGAUUUAGUGCUAGAAUUGCUAGAAAUACUCAGAUUAUACUACAAGAAGAAUCUGGUAUCACUAAGGUGGCUGAUCCAUGGGGAGGAUCUUACAUGAUGGAAAGUCUGACAGAAGAAAUCUAUGAAGCAGCACUUAAAGUUAUAAAUGAGGUAGAAGAAAUGGGUGGAAUGGCAAAAGCUGUAGCUGCAGGCAUGCCUAAGCUGAGAAUUGAAGAAUGUGCUGCAAAAAGACAAGCUAGAAUUGAUAGUGGUUCAGAGGUGAUUGUUGGUAUAAACAAAUAUAAACUGGCAGAGCAGGGUGAAAUUGAUGUCCUAUGUAUAGAUAAUUCAGUGGUCAAACAAAAACAGAUGGAAAGGUUGACCAGAGUCAGAGAGACCAGAGAUACAAAGAAGGCAGAAGAUAGUUUGGAAGCCAUUACUAAAUGUUGUGAGUCAGGAGAUGGGAACCUAUUAGCCCUGAGUAUAGAUGCUGCAAGGGCCAGAUGUACAGUAGGGGAGAUAACUGAUGCCAUGGAAAAGAUAUAUGGGAGACAUGUAGCUAGUGACAGAAUGGUCAGUGGUGCUUAUAAAUCAGAGUAUGGUGACACUGAUGAUAUCUCUAAAGUUAUUAAAAGGGUAGAGCAAUUCGCAGAAAAUGAAGGAAGAAGACCUAGAAUAUUGGUUGCUAAGGUUGGACAGGAUGGCCAUGACAGAGGUGGCAAGGUCAUAGCCACAGGAUUUGCUGACCUUGGCUUUGAUGUUGAUAUUGGUCCAUUGUUUGCUACCCCAGAAGAAGCAGCACAACAGGCUGUUGAUGCUGAUGUACAUGUAGUAGGAAUAAGUUCUCUUGCUGCUGGUCAUAAGACUCUUAUUCCUGAUCUAGUCAAACAGCUGAAACAGAUGGGAAGACCGGAUAUAUUGAUAGUAGCAGGAGGUGUAAUUCCUCCUCAAGACUAUGAUUUCCUGUAUAAUGCAGGAGUAUCAGCCAUCUUUGGCCCAGGAACCAGAAUACCAGAUGCUGCUGAAAAUGUGAUUGACAUGCUGGAAAAUGGUGGUCAAAAGAACAAAAAGCAAACAUCAUAAAAAAGCUUUGUUCUUAAAAGACUAGUUCAGACAACAUUAACUUUAAACCUGCAUUUCCUUGACAGAAGAAGAAAAAAUCUCCAUUCAACAUAAUUGUUUAUGGAAAUAGAAAAAAAGCCUGUUGAAUGAAAUAUAUUUUUUUCUCAAGAUAUUUGUAGUAAGAAACUUACAGCUUUGUUAUACAACAAGUAUGGAUUGUUUGUAUGUUUUAAAUGGGAUGGAAAUAAAACAUAGACACUGUGUUAUGAUAGUAAAACAUAUAUUGCUAGCAUCUCAUUAUUUUCAAGAUUUUUGUUAACACUUAUUAAAAAUUGUAUAACUUUGGAAUAAGUGUUCACUAUGAUUAAGUGGGGAAGUAUAGGAACUAUAUCAGAAGUCAGAGGUGAUUGUUUAGAAGAUCUAUCUAUUUUACUCUAUAUCCAAUUAUAAGACAUUUUGUAACCUGUUCUCUUUGGCCAUGCUCCAAGAUGGGUUAGCAUUGUUGUAUCUCCUUUCUUUUGAAAUUAGUUAAUCAUGGUUCAACAGUCAUAGUUGAAUUUUUUACUAUAUUGUUAUUUAUAUGUUUAUAUGUGUUUGUGCUUAUGAAGCUUUCAUAAUAAUUCCAGUGUGUAACUGAUGUCCUAAAACUCCAUUAAAUUAUAAUAAUAGUCAUGAAUGGAUACCCCAUAUCCUUUCUUUUCUAUUGUAGGACAACUGUAUGCAAAAUAGGAAUAAAUUGCUGGUUAAGUUGUUUUUUAUAUGAUUUGAAAUUUACUUAUAAAUGAGUAUAAACAUUUUUAUGUUCAAAGUUGUAUAUCUUAGGAAUGUGAUAUUGAUGACAUGUGUUGUUUAUUCUACACUAAAUGUUUUCUUAUUCAAGCUAUAUAGCUUUGACCAUAAAAUUGUGUUUUACUAUAAUUACAUGUGUAUGUGAUAUUAAAUGCUUUGUAUCAAA
Messenger RNA from Mytilus trossulus (common blue mussel), 3372 nucleotides. Its product is annotated as methylmalonyl-CoA mutase, mitochondrial-like. The coding region runs from base 198 to 2438 and encodes 746 amino acids. The transcript is spliced from 19 exons. The record is from RefSeq and is a predicted model, not a curated record. Gene Ontology annotation, cellular component: mitochondrion; cytoplasm. Gene Ontology annotation, molecular function: metal ion binding; cobalamin binding; methylmalonyl-CoA mutase activity. Lineage: Eukaryota; Metazoa; Mollusca; Bivalvia; Mytilida; Mytilidae.